AUGAAGAUAAACUGCAUUGUGUUGUUCGUAUUUGUCUCUGCUGUUUCCGCUCAAUUUCCAAAUGGCAGAAUUUUAGAAGGACCUGUACCAAGUCUCUGUGCCCAGCGGAAUAUUCAUGAACGUACACCUGAUGGCAAGGGGUAUUUUAUGAGCUGGAGGGAUCCAGGUCUACGCGGAACUGAGGAAGACUGGUUGGGUGCUCGUAAUUACUGCCGACAACGUUGCAUGGACUCUAUAUCUAUUGAAACCAGUGUCGAAAAUGAAUGGAUUAAGGAAAGAAUCGUUAGAGAACACGUAAAAUACAUUUGGACAUCUGGCCGCCUCUGUGAUUUCAAAGGUUGCGAACGUCCCGAUUUGCAACCCGUUGCGAUUAACGGGUGGUUCUGGACCGCCGUCUUCCAAAAAUUGGCACCUACCACUACGAGGGAUCAAAACGAUUGGUCUGAAAACGGUGGCAUUGGUCGUCCGCAACCCGAUAAUCGUGAAGCCCAACAAGGCGGUGCCAGCGAGAAUUGUUUAGCCGUUCUCAAUAACUUCUAUAAGGACGGUGUUAACUGGCACGAUGUCGCUUGCCACCAUCGCAAACCGUUUGUCUGUGAAGAAAAUGAAGAGUUAUUAAAAUACGUCCGUUACCACAAUCCUCAUUUGAAAGUUUAAAUUUGGACCGCUUGUGUUUUUCCAAAAAUUGUUAUCUGUUAUUACCAGGAGGGAUCAAAACGAUUCUCGGUGAAUGCGAAUAAUGUUUAAUCGUGCAGGUUGGUUUUCUGUAUGUCAUUACCAUGUA
Molecule: messenger RNA, 784 nt
Organism: Photinus pyralis (common eastern firefly)
Lineage: Eukaryota; Metazoa; Arthropoda; Insecta; Coleoptera; Lampyridae
Exons: 3
Coding region: 1-657 (218 amino acids)
Source: RefSeq, a predicted model, not a curated record